AUGGCACCCAGUCAGUCAAGGAUACUCUCACUUGAACAGAUUCGCGAGACGACCCUUGCCAAGCUCGGUCGUUUUCCCUGUCGGUGGCAAGCGCACGCGACACAAGUCAUCCUCGAACGCAAGAACGACCUCAUCACUAUUGCACCUACAGGUUCAGGGAAAACACUGACCUUUUGGAUGCCACUUCUCUUCCGUGCCGACGGUAUUCAAAUUGUCGUGACGCCGCUCAAUAUUCUCGGCACUCAGAAUGAGCAAGAAUUGGCAAAAUUCGGGGUGCGCGCGAUUGCUGUCAGGGCAGAGACAGCGACACCGAAGGUUUUUCGUGAGAUCCGCGAGGGCAAGUACCGUGCAAUCGUCGUCAGCCCGGAGGAGUUGAUGAAGGUAGGCGGGGGAUUCGAGGACCUGUGGAACGACGAAGGGUUCACCUCGCGAAUCAUGAGCAUUGUCUUCGAUGAGGCACACUGCAUAAGUACCUGGAAGUCAUUUCGACAAGACUACAAGAACAUCGACCGACUCCGUUACCUUUUGCCGCAUGUCCCGUUCGUCCUCGCCACAGCAACUCUGCCAGGCGAGAUGCAGCGUGAGAUCAUGAAGACGCUGCAGAUUCGCGCCGACCGCUGUACCGUGAUACGGCGCUCGAACAAUCGCCCAAACGUGCACAUCGAAGUGCGUCGCAUCAAGCAUUCGCUCUCGGGUUACGAGGACUUGGAUUUCCUCGUCUUGCCGAGGACAGAGCGUGCAGCCGGGGACUUAAUCCCAAAGUUCCUGGUCUUCUUCGAUAACAUCGACGAUUGCAUGUCCGAGCAGUUCCGCGAGGAUGAUCUCGCGGCCUUCAAUGCAUCAAAUCUAUAUGGCCUGUGUAGCACAGAUUCCUUCGGAAUGGGCGUGAACGUCGCGGACGUUCGCAUCGUCGUGCAGUGGCGGAUGCCGCGUGAUUUGAACACGUUGUGGCAGCGCUUUGGACGCGCCGCGCGUGACCUGACACUCACGCAGUUGCAAUCCUCCUUGUCGAUGGUCGCUGCGACAGCUACCUCGUCCAUCACGAACAUCGAGCAACAGCGGGAAGCUGCUAGUGAGACGGAGAGCGCAGAUGCGACACGGCCUCCAGCUGGUGGUGUGUCAGAGGACCAAGGUCGGGGAUCAUCCCAGGAACGCCACAACGUGGCGCCGGUGUGGGGUCGCAGACAUCGAAGCAGCGCGUUUGUCGAGUCGACAAGGAGGAGCACGGAAGGGAAGAAAACAGACCAGGAAACGAGUGAGCUCUCGGCGGAGCUCGAUGCGCUAGUCAACGCAGCAACAAGGCCGCACCGCUGCUAUCGAGCGCCGAUCAUGGCGUACUACCGGAAUGACCAAAUCGGUACUUGCCUAUUAGAGCCGGAUGACCCUCCUUGCCUCGCCGAGGGCUGCUCUCGAUGUGCCACACGGGCACCCAUGCUCUGCUGUAUCCUGUGCUCCCCCGAUGCUCCCUGCUUCGCAGCAGUCGCGCCUCACGAAUGCGAUGCGGCGCCGCCUCAGCCGCGCGCGUCGCGCAUCAAGAAGGACACAACCAUCUCGCCAGCCGGACGCGACCUCAGGACGGCCCUCGACACCUUCCGCCGAGAGCGGACAAUCAACAAAUAUGGCCGGGCCUUACUCGACAACCUCGGCGCGAGCGUUGUUCUUCCGGACAACGCUAUCGACCGAUUGGUUGAGUGCGCGCAGGCUGGCAAAAUCAAAUCUCUAGACGACGUACAGCGCGAGGUAGGGAAGAAGUGGGGCAAGGCACGCGAGUAUGGAGAGGAAGUGGCAGCCAUAAUACGGCGCAUCUUCCCUCUAGACAAUCCUUUCGUGGUCGCUCCGCUCACUCCUCGGCCGCAACCCGUCAACGCAGCGCAUGUAGGCUCCUCGACCGCACCAAACCACAGCAGUGCUCUGGCUACUCCGACGCCGGCAAGACGAACUGUUCGGCAGUACAAGUGCAGCGCAUGCGGCGCAGCUGGCCAUAACAAGAACAACCGAUCGUGUCCUAAAUAUGCGAGCAAGGCUCAGCAAGAGAAUGCCCCGCCGACGGCUGCGACGGCAGGCAAUGCUGAUGAGGGCCCGGCCUCAGACACAGACGAGCAAGAAGUGCAACCACGACAAUCUCCACUUCCAGCGCCUUCGACUGUGUUGGACACUCUGUUCACGACUCCAUCUUAUCGACGUAAUGCUCGGGUGGCAACACUCGAGCAGAUCCGUGCAGAGCAACAUAGCCUUCAGUCGCCUCAGCAACAGGACACAGUGUCCACUCCAGGAGGGCGGGGCUGGUCACGGAACCUGGCGUGAAUGGUUCAUCCGCGGAGGCGUUGAUGAUGCCGGUGCCGCCGUCUCGCUUUUACGGGAGUCCUGCGAGACUCAGAUAAGUAUUCCAUCUCGUCAACAUGCUCAGCUGCCAUAUCUACGCCGUCCUCGGGCGGUCCAGCACUGUCGGCCUCAUCACCGUCACUGCUCGUGCUCCCAAGCAUGAGCCCAAUUCCCUUACUCAGCAUAUCUCGAAUACAAUGCGCUGACUUCCGUCCCUCACGUCGCUCGUGCGGCCUCGUUUCAUCCAUGUUUUUGAGUAGAGCAUUAAAUGUUAUUUUGAGGUUCUUCUUUCCA
Fomitopsis serialis is the source of this 2616-nucleotide messenger RNA. Its product is annotated as P-loop containing nucleoside triphosphate hydrolase protein. The record is from RefSeq and is a predicted model, not a curated record. Gene Ontology annotation, molecular function: 3'-5' DNA helicase activity; four-way junction helicase activity; ATP binding. Gene Ontology annotation, biological process: double-strand break repair via homologous recombination. The transcript is spliced from 11 exons. Gene Ontology annotation, cellular component: cytoplasm; chromosome. Bases 1 to 2304 code for a protein of 767 amino acids. NCBI's taxonomy places the organism in Eukaryota, Fungi, Basidiomycota, Agaricomycetes, Polyporales, Fomitopsidaceae.